AUGAUUCUACAUAUUACACAGCUACCUUCCAUUGGUGCAAUACUGCCUCCGCCACACAGUCCUGAUGAGAAUUUGAGUCAGAAUGAUCAAAGUGCUCCGUGUCCAAAUAAAGAGGAUGAGGACUUUCCGAAACCCCCUUCCGAAAACCUUCUUCCGGGUGCAAUUCUGAAUGCACCUCAACAAUCGGCGGACCAAAGUGAAUUAAGUACUAUCCCGCUUUCUGAGGAGAAAGUGAUGGAGGAAAUUCAUCAGAUUAAAUUGAGCAACACCACAGAGAGCACUGCUACUGCUGCUCAAGCUCCUCAAUGUCCCGAGAUCACACCCACCACCAUUACUGAGAAGUCUCUCUCGCUCAAAUUGCCUAAACCAGAUACCGCUGUGAAACGGACAUUGGUUGAGCUACUUAAAGAGGAGUUUAAACAGCUUAAAGCGGCAAAGGAGACGUACAAGUCGAAGAAGAAUGCCAUUACCGAGUUAAAAACGUUGCUAGCACUGGAUAGUAUCAUUUCUCAACCGGUAAAUUUCAAAUUUGGUUAA
Molecule: messenger RNA, 537 nt
Organism: Rodentolepis nana
Lineage: Eukaryota; Metazoa; Platyhelminthes; Cestoda; Cyclophyllidea; Hymenolepididae
Source: the annotation of a GenBank genome assembly